Messenger RNA from Cucurbita moschata (crookneck pumpkin), 1109 nucleotides. Its product is annotated as putative methyltransferase DDB_G0268948. NCBI's taxonomy places the organism in Eukaryota, Viridiplantae, Streptophyta, Magnoliopsida, Cucurbitales, Cucurbitaceae. Gene Ontology annotation, molecular function: S-adenosylmethionine-dependent methyltransferase activity. The transcript has 2 exons. Bases 30 to 827 code for a protein of 265 amino acids. The record is from RefSeq and is a predicted model, not a curated record.
UUCCACUCAACCACACAGCACACAAACAAAUGGCUAAGCUGUUCAUAAAACAAGCCGAGCAAUAUGCAGCCGGAAGACCCACUUACCCAGCUAAGCUCUUCGAAUAUAUCGCUUCCAAGACGCCCGCCCAUGACCUCGUUUGGGACGUCGGCACCGGCACCGGCCAAGCUGCUCACUCCCUUGUUGCACACUACACCACGGUUAUUGCCACAGACACAAGUCCAAAACAACUCGACUUCGCAACCAAACAUCCCAAUAUUCACUACCGCCACACCCCGCCGACAAUGUCCAUCGCUGAAGUCGAGCAGACAGUGGCACCACAAGGGUCGGUUGAUUUAGUCACCGUUGCACAAGCCCUCCAUUGGUUCGACCUUCCAUCGUUCUACAAAAACGUCCGAUGGGUCUUAAAGAAGCCUCACGGCAUCAUUGCUGCAUGGUGCUACACAUUACCCGAAGUCAACAGUGCUAUCGAUGCAGUCCUCCGUCGCAUCUACACUACAAAUUUUGGACCAUAUUGGGAGGCACCACGUCGAUUUAUAGACGAAGAGUACAAAACGAUCGAAUUUCCUUUCGAGUCGAUAGACGAAGAGGGGACGAUAACUGCAUUUGCAGCCGAGAAGGAGAUGAAGUUUGAGGACUAUUUGACAUACUUGAGGUCUUGGUCUUCAUAUCAGACGGCUAAAGGUUUGGGAGUGGAGCUUUUGAGCAAUGAAGUGAUUGAAGAGCUUAAGAAGGGUUGGAAAGAAGAUGGGGAUAUGGAAAAUGAUAUCAAAGUGGCUAAGUUUCCUAUCCACUUGAAGAUGGGGAAAGUGGGGAAUAAUAAUUAAAAGAGAGGGAUACACAUGGAAGGAAUUUGAAAAAACAAUUGGGUAUUUUUCUCGAUUGGUUUUAAUAAACAGUGUGAGUGUUUCCCACAAAGAGUUGUGUUCGACAAUUUGGUAUCAGAGCAAGGUUGAUGUGGGUUGUUUAAUCUUUUGGAAUUCUUAGUAUGUUCUGUGGUUGCAGCUCUGUCUGAUCUCCCACGUUAGAAACUAUUUCUUGAGAGUAUUAGUGAGUGAGUUUCUUUGUUUCAUGAGUAGUUCGUGACUCUACAAGUUUUGUGUCGAAAA